UUCAUUGGUUCAGAUUCAUGUUGACGCCCCUUUUAGAUCCUAGAUGCAUUUACGGAAGUUCAGUCUGUAAAUGUGAACAGAGGAGCUGGACCGCAGUGCGAUGGACAAAAUGCUCGGUUUUGUGUUUUUGCUUCUCCUGGGAAUCUACAGCACUGAAGCUGUGACCCACUCUAUGAAGUAUUUCUACACUGGAUCCUCUCAAGUCCCAAACUUCCCAGAGUUUGUGGUUGUUGGGUUGGUUGAUGAUGUUCAGAUAGAUUACUAUGACAGCAACACACAGAAAAUGGUACCAAAACAGGACUGGGUGAAUGAUGCAGCAGAUCCACAGUACUGGGAGAGGAACACUCAAAAUGCUGUGGUUUCCCAGGAGAGCUUCAAAGCCAACAUUGAAACUGUAAAGAAGCGCUUCAACCAAACUGGAGGUGUUCACAUUUUCCAGUACAUGUACGGCUGUGACUGGGAUGAUGAGACUCAACAGGUUACUGGCUAUCGACAGUAUGGCUACGAUGGGGAAGAUUUUGUAUCAUGGGACACAAAGACAAACACAUGGAUUGCUGCAAAACAACAGGCUGAGUUCUCUAAAAACAAAUGGAACAAUAACAAAGCUGAACUGGAGAUCAGAAAGAACUACCUCAACCAGAUUUGUCCUGAGUGGUUGAAGAAAUAUGUCAACUAUGGGAGAAGCUCUCUGAUGAGAACAGAUCGUCCGUCAGUUAACUUUCUCCAGAAGGCGUCAUCCUCUCCAGUCAGUUGCCACGCUACAGGUUUCUACCCCAACAGAGCUGAAAUGUUCUGGAGGAAAGAUGGAGAGGAGAUUCAUGAUGGUGUGGAAAAAGGAGAGAUCAAGCCCAACAAUGAUGGGACCUUCCAGAUGAGCGUUAACAUCGAUCUGUCAUCUGUCCCGACUGAAGACCGGACCAAGUAUGAAUGUGUGUUUCAGCUCUCUGGGGUCAAUGAAGACAUGACCAUUAGACUGGAGAAAACAAGAAUCUUGACCAAUGAAUCACCAAGUAACACCAUUUUGAUCAUCCCUGUUGUUGCUGCUGUGGCUGUUCUUGGUCUCAUUGCUGUGAUUGGAUUCAUUAUUUACAAGAAGAGGAACGCCAAGCGUCCACCAUCUCCUGUGGUACAAGCUCUAAUUCCAGAGGAAACCCAGUUUCUUCCACAAGCAUGAAAAUGCAGAAACAGACCAACACAAGCUAGUUCAUCAAUGAAAUUUGCACUGACCAGGAUAUGGCACCACUUUCUCUAUUAUUGUUAAAUUGUAUUUCUUGUCAUGUUGGACAGCCGUACAUUAACUGGUUCAAAUGCUGUUAAAUCAAAUGGGAUUAUCAUAUUAUUUUUAUGGUCUGGAAAAAUGUUGAUAUUGUUUUUUUAGGAAUAAAGCUGAGCUUUUCAUCCAAACACAGUAACUGAUAACUAAAGCUUUUAUCUGCAAAAAUCAAACAUUUUAUCUCUGGAGAUUUGGGUUCUGUGCCAGAUAAUUUAAUAUAGUAUAUUUUGUUUAUGUGUGUUAAAACCUUUCUGUACCAGUACAUUAAGACUUCUAGCUGUAAUAUAGUAACAAGGUUAAGUUUUGCAUCACAGUGAUGAUUAUACAUAUAGAUUUGAUUUCUAGAUGUGGCAAUAUUCACCUGAUGCUCAUAAAUAUUUUGGGUAAAUUUUAUUUUUUUACUUUCACCACUUUUAGCUAAGUUUCUAUUGUUUAUUUUGACUGUUUUUGUUUUUCUUUUAAUUAAAGUAACUUUAAAAACC
Messenger RNA from Xiphophorus hellerii (green swordtail), 1755 nucleotides. RefSeq names its product H-2 class I histocompatibility antigen, Q9 alpha chain-like. Lineage: Eukaryota; Metazoa; Chordata; Actinopteri; Cyprinodontiformes; Poeciliidae. The record is from RefSeq and is a predicted model, not a curated record. The transcript is spliced from 8 exons. Bases 101 to 1174 code for a protein of 357 amino acids. Gene Ontology annotation, cellular component: external side of plasma membrane. Gene Ontology annotation, biological process: immune response.